AUGCGCAACCUACGAAGCCUCGUUGUCGCAUUGGCGGCCACAGUCGCUGCGCUCCCUGGCGCGUGGGCGGCUGUGGUGCCACCGCUGGCCGCCGACAGUGUCGAGACCCAGACCAACGAGAUCCGUGCCCUGCCGGCGUCGGGAUACUUUGACCUCAAGGCCCCGUCGCUGGAUCUCUUCCGCCACAAGACGCUGCAGGAUGACACGGUGCAGCAGGGGUUCGCCUUUGACCAGCAGAACCGGCGGCUGUUUGUGUCACAGCGACGCAACGGCGCGGCUGAGACCGCCGGCGACCUGACGAUUACCCAGCUCGACUUUUCUGGCAAGAACAUCGGGCACAUGUAUCUCAAGGGCUUUGGCCACGGCGUUGCAUUCGCCGCGCAGGGCGUCGGCAAAGACACGUACCUGUGGACUGAAGUCGACGCCAGCAAGAGCGGCUAUGGGCAGCAGCUCGCGCGGUUCAAGUUUGUCCACGGCAAGACGCUGAGCAAGAGCACGAGCGGGCUCACCAAGUUCAAGCCGUUCCCCAAGGGCGGCUCCAUGACCUGCGUCAUCAACCCCGUCGACAACACCCUCGUCGUGCGGUACCAGCUCUCCGGGGCCAAGUGGAUUGCCGCGUUCCCGCUCGCCAGCGCGACAAAGGGCGACUUCUCCAAGCCGCUCGUCAACUUCAAGCAGCCCGACGUCAAGGGCAAAUCAGACGUCUUCCAGGGUUACGCAGCAUACGGCCAGUACCUCUACGUCCUGACGGGCACGUCGUACGAGAAGAGCGGUGGCGCCGUCAAUUCCGAAGUCGCCAGCAUCGACAUGAAUACGGGAACAGCCCAUCAGAAGCCGGCGCUGACCAAGGCAGGCGAGUCGCUCGAGUUUCGGGAACCCGAAGGCAUGGGCGUGUACACGACGGCGGCGGGCGAGCCACGCCUCUUCCUAGGCUUCGCGUCGGGCAAGGGCGGCGACCGUCGGUCAAACCUCUUUUACAAGAAGGUGAUGGUCAAGAAGUAG
This is a messenger RNA of Purpureocillium lilacinum, 1002 nucleotides long. RefSeq lists its product as uncharacterized. The record is from RefSeq and is a predicted model, not a curated record. NCBI's taxonomy places the organism in Eukaryota, Fungi, Ascomycota, Sordariomycetes, Hypocreales, Ophiocordycipitaceae.